GUCGUCUCUUCUCCUCCUCCUCACCUGCCCUCGCACCGCAUAAAAACAAGCGUUUCCUUUCUUUUUCGUGCACGGACGCCCGAAGCUACCACGCAAGCCGCGCGAGGGGAGCCAGACAAGUACGGAGCAGUGGAGUGGAGUACUUAACAGCUGCUAGCUGAGCACAAUAGACACAAACGGCCGGCUUGGCUCAGUGGUCUUUCUGUGCUCUGCUCUCGCUUCACUCUGCGAGGUUAGUCAGCUCGGCGAGGAGCGAGUGGUACGCGGCAAUGGCGGUGGUGGCCGGCGUCGAGGGUAAGCCGCUGAGGCUGAAGGAUCUCCUGGAGCUGGACUGCGACUCGUGCAGCGCCGCCGGCUUCCGCUGCUACCCGCGCCAUCUCUGCGCCCCAGCAGCGGCGCCGCUGCGGGCGCCCCACGACGCCGUCCAUGAGGCGGCCGAGGCGCCUCGCGGCCUCGGGCGAUCGCCGUCCCUGCGGCACCCCUUGCUCUCGAUCAGGAGCCUCUCGCGCCGGCUCAGGGACGGCUUCAGCUGGAGGCGCCGGGACGAGGAGAACGCGGCGGCACCGGUGCCCGCCGCGAGCAACAGCAGCAGCAGCAGCAGCGUCUCCGACUCGGAGUCGUCGGAGUCGGGGUCGUCGACCGAGAGGAAAUCCGAGUCCGACUUCUCAGCAAGCUCGACGGAGAGCCUGCACGCCGGCGCCGCCACCGCCGGCACCGCCUGCAAGAGAGAAGAAGACAAGGAGGCGAUGGUGAGGGAGUCCAAGGAUGGCGACGACAAGGAGCAGCUCAGCCCGGUGGCGGUCAUGGACUUCCCGUUCGACGACGACGACGACGACUGCGGCGACGACCCCGUGGAGGAGGAGGAGGAAGGGAGCGCGUGCUCCACCUCCUUCAGCGACAGCCUCGCGCAGCUUCACCAGAGGAGAAAUAUACAGAUGCACUACAAGAUCAGGCGACGGUGCGGGAGCAUCGGGGAGGUCGGGGCCGUGGACCUCGACGAAAGCUUCGCCGCCUCGGACCACGACGACCCCGGCAGCGUCCCGGUACGGCAGCCGGAGUGUUUCUGCUCCGACGACGGCGCAGCAACGACGCCGUCACUCCCCGACGGUCACUGGAGCGUCGACGCAUGCCAAGAUCCUAGGAGGCAGAACCUUCUCCCGCUACAAACGGACGCCGUCUCCGAGCGGCUCCUACUCGACUUCUUCGCGGAGACGCGGAAGAACGGCACGUCGGAAAACUUUGAAGCGGCGGCGAGGAUGGCCGAGGGAUGGAUCCAGGGCACGGGGGCUCGGUGGGGUCUCAAGGAGGUGUUGUGCGGCCGGGAGCACCUUCUGGCGGAGAUGGACCGGAGCCAACGGUGGUCAGCACGCCUUGGAGAGGUGGAAGAGGUCGGCGUGGUUGUGGCGGGCUUGCUCAUCGACGAGCUGGUGGCCGACCUGCUCACGGAUCUGCUUCUGUUCACAGGCAUGUUCAGAUGUUAGCUCGGGGUAUCAGGGCGUCUCGAAACACGGCCCUCAAACGGACACUGUAUUUGUUUGGGACUGAUCCGUCGACAAAGAUGCGAGAGUCAGUCAACCAGCGUUGUUCCUUAAGCUCAAAACAAUAGCAUGUCAAAUCUUCGAUGAAUGGAAACUACUUAAAUGC
Messenger RNA from Hordeum vulgare subsp. vulgare (domesticated barley), 1644 nucleotides. RefSeq lists its product as uncharacterized. The record is from RefSeq and is a predicted model, not a curated record. Bases 270 to 1481 code for a protein of 403 amino acids. Lineage: Eukaryota; Viridiplantae; Streptophyta; Magnoliopsida; Poales; Poaceae. The transcript has 4 exons.